AUGAUGCUGAGUCCAGAACAAACUGAUUCAGAUCUACCGUGGAGCCAGAAAGACACUGAAACAAUGCUCAACGAUAUCAAGGCUUGCUGCAUCAGGGACGAGCCCAUGAAGGGAGAGGGCAAGACGAAGUCUCUGACUCUCAGCAGAGAGGAAAAGAGGAGGCGCAGGCGCGCCACCGCGAAAUACCGUUCAGCCCACGCCACCCGCGAGAGAAUCCGGGUCGAAGCCUUCAAUGUUGUCUUUGCCGAACUGAGGAAGCUGUUACCUACACUGCCCCCGACAAAAAAAUUCUGA
This is a messenger RNA of Carassius carassius (crucian carp), 294 nucleotides long. RefSeq names its product helix-loop-helix protein 2-like. Gene Ontology annotation, biological process: regulation of transcription by RNA polymerase II. Gene Ontology annotation, molecular function: DNA-binding transcription factor activity, RNA polymerase II-specific; protein dimerization activity; RNA polymerase II cis-regulatory region sequence-specific DNA binding. The record is from RefSeq and is a predicted model, not a curated record. The transcript has a single exon. NCBI's taxonomy places the organism in Eukaryota, Metazoa, Chordata, Actinopteri, Cypriniformes, Cyprinidae. Bases 1 to 294 code for a protein of 97 amino acids.